AUUCAGUACAGCAAGAGUACUUCCGUUCCGUGACAACAAYUACUUCCUCCUUCUGAGUGGUCGUGGCCUUGCUGAAGUCAUACCUGUCACCCAUGCAGCGCUGCCUGACUCUGACCCUUGCUCGGCACAGCAGACUCCUUUUGAAAGAUAAAUUUGCAAGUGCGUACUGCCAGCGGUCAGCUGCCAUGUCAAGUCUUCUUAUCAAUCAGCCCAAAUACUCCUGGCUGAAAGAGCUGGGUUUGUCCGAGGACAACCCUGGUGUUUACAACGGAAGCUGGGGAGGCAGUGGGGAGGUCGUCACRUCUCACUGCCCCGCCAACAAUGAGCCAAUUGCCAGAGUUACUCAGGCUACUUUGGCAGAGUAUGAAGAAACCGUCCAGAAAACGAGGGAGGCCUGGAAGGUGUGGGCAGAUAUUCCAGCGCCGAAACGAGGGGAAAUUGUAAGGCAGAUAGGGGACGCACUAAGGAAGAAGAUUAAAGCGCUUGGAAGUCUGGUCUCUCUUGAAAUGGGCAAGAUCUACGUUGAGGGAGUGGGCGAAGUUCAGGAGUAUGUUGAUGUCUGUGAUUAUGCUGUUGGACUAUCUAGGAUGAUUGGCGGACCUAUUCUUCCUUCAGAAAGGCCAGGGCAUGCGCUCCUCGAGCAGUGGAACCCGGUCGGUCUCGUCGGCAUCAUCACUGCCUUUAACUUCCCCGUGGCCGUCUACGGUUGGAACAACGCCAUCGCUUUGACAUGUGGCAACGUCUGCCUCUGGAAAGGUGCCCCGACCACUCCUCUCACAAGCGUUGCAGUUACCAGGAUUGUGGCAGAAGUGCUGGAGCAGAACAACCUGCCGGGCGCCAUCUGCUCCAUGACCUGCGGCGGCGCCGACAUCGGCACCGCGAUGGCAAAGGACGAGCGGGUGGAUCUGCUGUCUUUCACCGGCAGCACCCACGUUGGUAAGCUCGUGGCCAUGAUGGUGCAGGAGAGGUUUGGACGCAAGCUGCUGGAGCUCGGCGGAAACAACGCCAUCAUCGUGUUUGAGGACGCGGACCUGAACCUCGUGGUGCCCUCGGCCGUCUUUGCCUCUGUGGGAACUGCUGGUCAACGYUGCACCACGACUAGGAGGCUGAUGCUGCACGAGAGCGUCCACGACAUGGUGGUUGAGAGAAUAGCCAAGGCCUACAAACAAAUUCGCAUCGGCGAUCCCUGGGACCCCAGCACCCUCUACGGUCCUCUGCACACCAAACAAGCCGUGGCGCAGUAUCUGGCUGCUGUCGAACAGGCCAAGCAGCAGGGCGGCACUGUGGUCUGUGGAGGAAAGGUGAUGGAUCGUCCUGGAAACUACGUGGAACCCACCAUCAUCACAGGACUGGCUCACGACGCACCCAUCGUCCAUACCGAAACCUUCGUCCCCAUCCUCUACGUCCUCAAGUUCAAAACAGAGGAGGAGGCCUUUGCUUGGAACAACGAGGUCAAGCAGGGUCUAUCUAGCAGCAUCUUCACCAAAGAUAUGGGGAGAGUUUUCCGUUGGCUGGGGCCCAAAGGAUCUGACUGUGGUAUCGUGAAUGUCAACAUUCCUACRAGUGGAGCAGAAAUCGGAGGAGCCUUUGGGGGGGAAAAACACACGGGCGGUGGCAGAGAGUCAGGCAGCGACUCCUGGAAGCAGUACAUGAGGCGCUCGACGUGCACAAUAAACUACAGUAAAGAUCUUCCUCUGGCCCAAGGCAUUAAGUUUGAGUGAAGCUUUCAGAUCCUUCGAGUUCGAGCACCAAUGUUCACAAAGGGCAACACUAAAUAUUUUUAGUCAUUGCGUUGUAGAAUAUAAGGAAAAGAUUUGUCAUCUUGUGUUAAAAUAGGUCAGUUCAAAUUAAUAGUUUGAAAUUUCUGCUGUAUUGAGUCAUGAUUCUGGAUUUAAACCCGUUAAUGUUUUGUCCUAAAGGUCAAAUCUUGGUCCCACAAAAUUUCUGUUCACUUUUCUACAAGCGCUUAAAAUUACUCUUGCUGACUGCAUCUGAUAUUUUAUACUGUAAUAAAUGAAUAAAUCCCACCUAUACUGUAUUUUGAAAAAUACAACUGUGAUUGACAAUAUUUCCUGGACUGCCUGUAAGUUUUUACGGUAGUAUGUGAAACACUGGCUGUAGCCUGGUUAUAAUUUGCUUUAAAACAUUCAACAAAAACUAGUAAAAAAUAAAGGCUUUGUGCUGACAUGG
Messenger RNA from Austrofundulus limnaeus, 2190 nucleotides. It is a transcript of the gene aldh7a1, whose product is annotated as aldehyde dehydrogenase 7 family, member A1. Lineage: Eukaryota; Metazoa; Chordata; Actinopteri; Cyprinodontiformes; Rivulidae. The coding region runs from base 93 to 1721 and encodes 542 amino acids. The record is from RefSeq and is a predicted model, not a curated record. The transcript is spliced from 2 exons. Gene Ontology annotation, molecular function: aldehyde dehydrogenase (NAD+) activity.